This is a messenger RNA of Scutellospora calospora, 894 nucleotides long. NCBI's taxonomy places the organism in Eukaryota, Fungi, Glomeromycota, Glomeromycetes, Diversisporales, Gigasporaceae. The record is from the annotation of a GenBank genome assembly.
UAUACGCGUCUUUUUGGAUACACACGAAUUCCGCAGUAUGGCUGCGAUCAACUUGUAUAUACACCGCAUCCAAAUCCAGCCAAACAUAUAUUGAUUACCGUUAGAAAUCAAUUUUAUAUUCUGGAAGGAUAUGAUCGAAAUGGCUUACGAUUGACCGCUGGUGAUAUUGAAAAGCAACUUAAUGAUAUUAUUUCUGAUGUUGAAAAUGCACAAAUUGAUCCUCCGGUUUGCAUUCUUACGGCUGAUGAUCGUGAUUCUUGGACUAUGAACCGUGAAACACUGACUCUUAUUGAAAAUGCAUUAUUUGCAGUCAAUUUAGAUGACUAUGCAGCUGGAAUGGAUCUUGAUAAAUUCCUCGGUAAUAUAUUUCAUGGCGUUGAUGGUCAUAACCGCUGGUUCGACAAAUCAAUGUCGAUUAUUGUAGAUAGCAAUGGACGUGCAGGAAUAAAUGGAGAGCAUUCUCCAUGCGAUGCACUUAUACCUUCACAUAUUUGUGAAUGGGCUGUCAGUGAACCCACUACGCUAAACGCGCAAUUAUCUGGGCGUCUUAUACCUCCUCCUUUUCGAAUUCGGUUCAUUACUAACGAACAAACACUAAAGGAUAUCGAAGUUGCGGAAGAUAGAACUAAGACAUUAAUUGCCGAUUCUGAUGCUACUGUUUUGCAAUUCCCGGAAUAUGGAACUCAUUUCAUAAAAAAGAUUGGGAAAUGUUCACCUGAUGCAUAUCUUCAAAUGGUUAUUCAAUUGGCAUAUUAUCAACUUCACGGAAGAGUUGUUCCAACUUAUGAAUCUAGUGCAACAAGAAAAUUUUUGCGAGGACGUACUGAAACAAUUCGAACCUUAAGUAUGGAGAGUAAAUCAUUUGUAGAAGGGAUGUUAGAUAAAUCACUGAGU